CGAGUAGACCCGGAUGUGAGUGGUGUUGUUGCCAACAGGCAGAGAGCGACUAGCAGCAGGAAACUGAUGUUUUUGUCCUUUUUUCGGGUAAAACACGGCGGAGGACAGACACACGGCCUCCGGGACACGUUACUGACCGUCCCCCUAUCCGUCCCCCGGUAGAGACACACACGGACAUCCGGGCGGAGAAGGAAGUACUCAGAUCCUCUUCUGCAGUAACACUACUACUACUACUACUACUACCAGUUUCCUGCGGCGGGAUGAGUGGAGCUGCUCUGGGCAUCGAGAUCGUGGUGGUGUUCUUCCUGGCCCUGUUCCUGCUGCACCGGUAUGGAGACUUCAGGAAGCAGCAGCGCAUGGUGCUGUUCGGCACGCUGCUGGCCUGGUACCUGUGCUUCCUCAUCGUCUUCAUCUUACCCCUGGACGUCAGCACGACCAUCUACAAGCAGUGUAAGAUAGACCAUGAGGAGCCCGCCUCUGUGCCCACCCCCGGCUCCUUACCGUCCAAUCACACGACGGCUAACACGUCUGUCACGCCCGCCAAAAGUGUCCUGAAGCCGUGCUACAAGCCGUGGAGCUACAUCCCUGACGGGAUCAUGCCGGUGUUCUGGAGGGUGGUGUACUGGACGUCCCAGUGUCUCACAUGGCUGCUGCUGCCCUUCAUGCAGUCCUACGCCCGCUCCGGAGGCUUCUCCAUCACAGGGAAGAUAAAAACGGCUCUGAUAGAAAAUGCUAUUUAUUACGGGACGUACCUGCUCAUCUUCGGCUCCCUGCUCAUUUACGUGGCUGUCCACCCCCAGUGGCACCUGUCCUGGUACGAGCUGCAGACCAUCGGGAUCACAGCAGCUAACACCUGGGGUCUGUUCCUGCUGGUGCUGCUGCUCGGCUACGGCUUGGUGGAGAUCCCUCGCUCCUACUGGAACGCCUCACGGCACGGACACCUGCUCAUCAAGACGUAUUUCAAGGCGUCCAAGCUGAUGACGGAGAAGGCGGAUGCAGAGGAGAACCUGGAGGACGUCAUGGAGGAGGUGAGAAAGGUCAGUGAAUCCAUCAAGUACAACCAUCCGCUGAGGAAGUACAUCGAUACCAUCCUGAGAAAGUGUCCCGUGGACUACCAGGAGAAGAUGGGCAGGAACAUGGACGACUACGAGGACUUUGACGACAAACAGAACACGUACCCCAGCGAGAAGAGCCUGGUGAAGCUCCACAAGCAGGUGAUCUACGCGGUUCAGAGGCACAACCGGACUCGAGUCCAGUGGCAGAUCCUGCUGCAGGAGGCCAUCCACCUGGAGGACGUGGCCAAGAACGAGACCAGCUCCACGCACCAGUUCGUCCACAGCUUCCCGUCCUGUGAGCCGGCCGGCUGGGUCAGCAGAUACCUGUACACGCCCACCGCAGAGUGGUACUGGGAGUGUUUCCUGAAGUGCUGGUUCUACCGGCUGCUGUCCGUGGUCCUGACCCUGUUCAGCGUGGCCGUGGUCUGGUCUGAGUGCACCUUCUUCAGCACCCGGCCCGUCCUGUCCCUGUUCGCUGUGUUCAUCCAGCUGGCCGAGAGAGACUACAACUACCUGUACAUCGAGAUGGCGUGCUUCGUCACCAUCUUCUUCCUGUGUACCUGCGUCUACUCCACCGUGUUCCGCAUUCGGGUUUUCAACUACUACUACCUGGCCUCGCACCACCAGACUGACGCCUACAGCCUCCAGUUCAGCGGCAUGUUGUUCUGUCGUCUGACGCCCCCCCUGUGUCUGAACUUCCUGGGUCUGAUCCACAUGGACUCGGCCAUCUCCCACCAGCUGAAGGAGCAGACGGCCUACACCUCCAUCAUGGGGUCGAUGCGUGUUCUCUCUUUUAUCGCUAACGGCUUCUACAUCUACUACCCCAUGCUGAUAGUCAUCCUCUGUAUCGCCACCUACUUCAGUCUGGGGACUCGUUGCCUGAACCUUCUGGGCUUCCAGCAGUUUGUGGGCGACAGCGAGAUGACGUCGGACCUGAUCGACGAGGGCAAGGAGCUGAUCCGCCGAGAGAAAAGGAAGCGGCAAAGGGUGGAAGAUGGAGAGAACAGACGCAGAGAGUGGAAGGAGCGCUAUGGUAACCAGAGAGAAGACUACACGGCGAGGAACAGGAGCAGUCAUGAGAUGAAGGAGACCAGUUACUCAGACACGGUGGCGGCCAGCAACAGACAGGCCAAGUAUUCCCGCCCUGGGACUCGCUCGGAGAGAGACCGCAUGGAGCUGCUGCAGGACGCCGAACCGCUGGACUUCAACGCCGAGACGCUGACAGACGAGCCGCUGGAGGCCGACGCCAGACAUGCUGGGGGACGAUAUCUGUCCAUGUCCUCGUCUCGGAGCCGAAUAUUCGACGACGUCUGAUGCCAAGAAUACAAAAAAAUAUACCCAAUCUCCCAGGAUGCAUGGUAAUAAAACCAGGAAGUCUUCAGGUGUCACGUCCAUCUCGGCUGCAGGCGAAUCACGGCACUCUGAAGGAAUAUUAAUGCACUACACGUUCCAUAACCUGUCCGAUAUGAUGCAGACACACUGAAUGCAUGUCAUGACGCCAUGAGUCUGCAGCCGCUGCAUGGGUCUGCAGCCGCUGCACGGGUCUGCAGCUGCUGCAUGUCACGAGUCUGCAGCCGCUGCAUGUCACGAGUCUGCAGCCGCUGCAUGAGUCUGCAGCGUCUGCAGCCGCUGCAUGUCAUGAGCCGCUGCAUGAGUCUGCAGCCGCUGCAUGUCAUGAGUCUGCAGCCGCUGCAUGAGUCUGCAGCCGCUGCAUGAGUCUGCAUGCUGCAUGAGUCUGCAGCCGCUGCAUGAGUCUGCAGCCGCUGCAUGUCAUGACGCCAUGAGUCUGCAUGUCGACGCGUCACUUUAACAAAGGUCCAUGAAGUAGAUUAUUUAUGUUACGUAGAUUAAUUUAUGUGUAUGUUGAAGCUGCUUGGUCUGAACGCUCCAGCAUGGAAGCUGAUCAAAUCUUUAUUUGGAAAAUCAACUGGAUUUAAUCACUACUGAUUAUUAAUGUUAAAGCUCUCAUUUACAGUUUGAGUAUUUUACUUUGAAAGCUGCAGCUGUCAGCCGUUAGUCUCCAUUCACUCAGUUAUCUCAUUAGAACAGCUGGAUCAAAACAUGACUAUUCCCCCCCCGCCCGUAUCACAUGACUCUGUCUUUAGUCCUACCAUGGACUUGGUAACUUGGUUACCAUGGUUACCUUGUUUUAAGCCAUCCUAGCGUGCUAUAGAAAGCUGCAGGAAGACGCUCAGUUCUCAUUAAUAUUCAACCAGCUAAGCUGCUGGACUCUGAUUAGCACACACACACACACACACACACACACAUUAAAACACUCAGGCGCACACACACACACUACAACAGACACAAAGAGACACAUACACACACACACACACACACACACACACACACACA
This is a messenger RNA of Etheostoma spectabile (orangethroat darter), 3410 nucleotides long. RefSeq names its product LMBR1 domain containing 2b (gene lmbrd2b). The transcript has 19 exons. Gene Ontology annotation, biological process: adrenergic receptor signaling pathway. The coding region runs from base 261 to 2369 and encodes 702 amino acids. NCBI's taxonomy places the organism in Eukaryota, Metazoa, Chordata, Actinopteri, Perciformes, Percidae. The record is from RefSeq and is a predicted model, not a curated record. Gene Ontology annotation, cellular component: membrane.